AUGGUCGCGCCUAAUGAAGGUCGCGUAGGAAGCAUGAAGGGGUACUCCCACAUCCACGACGAACCACCAGAACCAGGCAGCAAUGGAUAUCUGGAUUGGGAAGAAACCGAUCUUAUAGUUUUCUAUUGGAUCGUCGAUAGCAUCGAAAAUGAUAUUAUCGCCGACUUUGCUUACCACCAAACAUCCAAAGCUCUGUGGGACAAUCUCGCAAUCACGUUCGAGAGCAAGGCGGAUCCGUAUCUGGUAUACGACCUGGAGGACAAAAUAAUUUCAAUUAGACAAGGGAACCUUGACCUUGAGACGUAUUACCAUCGACUCCACGGAUUGUGGGUCAAUGUUGAUCGAAGUCAAAAGCAACCCGUAACGUGUUGCGAUAAGGGGAUCGAGCAAUAUCGGCAACACGCGAGCGAGAAACGGCUCAUCAUAUUUCUCACAUGA
Molecule: messenger RNA, 438 nt
Organism: Salvia splendens (bonfire salvia)
Lineage: Eukaryota; Viridiplantae; Streptophyta; Magnoliopsida; Lamiales; Lamiaceae
Exons: 1
Coding region: 1-438 (145 amino acids)
Source: RefSeq, a predicted model, not a curated record